Molecule: messenger RNA, 1008 nt
Organism: Arctia plantaginis
Lineage: Eukaryota; Metazoa; Arthropoda; Insecta; Lepidoptera; Erebidae
Source: the annotation of a GenBank genome assembly
AUGUCCUGUGAAAGGAGAACUAGGGCCGCGCGUUUCCUCGAUCUGCGGUACAAGAGCGGGGUGCGCUCAGUGAGGGCCGUGGUCGCCGGCGGCGGCGCGGAGGAGGCGCGACGCGGCGGCCUCAAGGCGCUGCCGAAGCGCGCCCGCACUCGCUGCAGGGGUAUGAACAUGGGGCAAAAGCUGUCCGGCGGAGUCAAGUCGGUGUCGCGCGAGUGCACGGCGCCCUUCAAGGCGGUAGUGGCACGCGAGCUGGCACCCGAGCCGCCGCGGCCUGCGCGUCUCGACGCGCUUCUCGAUGCACCGCCAGCGCAUCCCGACGCGCAGCUCAAGCACGCUUGGAACCCUGAUGAUAGAUCACUAAAUAUUUUCGUAAAAGAAGAAGACGCAUUAACGUUCCACCGGCACCCUGUAGCGCAAAGCACAGACUGUAUUAGGGGUCGCGUCGGUUACUCGCGAGGUCUCCACUGUUGGGAAGUGGUUUGGCCGGCGAGGCAAAGAGGCACGCAUGCGGUCGUCGGUGUAGCAACCUCACACGCGCCUCUUCAUUCCGUCGGCUACCAGAGUCUAGUUGGAGCUACGGACCAGAGUUGGGGCUGGGAUUUGGGCAGAAAUAAGGUGUACCAUAACGCGAAAGGCACUGGGGGGAGUGGCACGACGUAUCCGGCCCUUUUACGACCGGAUGAGCAGUUCCUAGUACCUGACAGAUUAUUAGUCGUUCUAGACAUGGAUGAGGGCACACUCGCGUUUUGCGCAGACGGGCGCUAUCUCGGAGUAGCCGCAAGAGGUCUUCGGGGCAAGACGCUCUACCCUAUUGUAUCCGCUGUGUGGGGGCACGCGGAAAUCACUAUGAAGUACAUCGGCGGGCUGGACCCGGAGCCUCUGCCUCUGAUGGAGCUGUGCCGACGCGUGAUCCGCCAGCGCGUGGGGCGCGCGCGCCUGCGGGGCGCCGCGCCGCGCCUGGCGCUGCCGCCCGCGCUGAGCGCCUACCUGCUGUACCGCGCGCCCUAG